UUACAGUGGAAAAAUCAAAUGAAUGAUGGUGAGGUGAGAAGUUUUGGGGGUCCUUGAAUUGAAUCACACUCAACUUCAUUUGACUUCCUUCCUUCCAAGAUCUAUACAUAUAUUUCUCUUCUCCUUCCUCAUCAAAAAAUCAUCUUCAUUUAAUUAAACCCCAAAAUCAUAUCAAAACCAAAACUCUCAUCAUCAUCAUCAUGAGUUCCGCAACCCAGAGUACAAAUUUAUUAACUGGAUUUACCAGACUGUGUAAAGGAUUAGCAGUAGUGCUUGUGUUUGGUCACAUUGCUGUUCAGAUCUCUCCUACUAUUCUUUCUUAUCUCGCCCUCAUUCCCGCCAGGACAAUUCCUUUUGGCUGGAAUCUCAUAACAGCUGGUUAUAUAGAACAAACUGUACAUGGGGUCCUUAGCAGCACAAUUGGUCUUCUUUUCAUUGGGAAGCUUCUUGAGCCCAUAUGGGGUUCUCGAGAGUUCUUGAAGUUUAUUUUCAUUGUCAAUUUCUUGACUUCUGUGUGCGUCUUCAUUACAGCUAUCUCCUUGUACUAUGUAACAAUGCAGGAAAAUUAUCUUUACUUGCCUCUUUCUGGCUUCAGUGGGGUACUUUCAGGGCUCUUGGUUGGUGUCAAGCAGAUAAUUCCUGACCAGGAAUUUUCUCCAUUAAAAAUUAAAGCAAAGUGGCUGCCAUCUAUCAUGCUAUUGUUAGCUGUUGUUAUAAGCUUCUUUGCCUCAGAGCCAGCAGCAUACCUUCCAAUCUUAAUAUUUGGCACCUAUAUUGGUUGGAUUUACCUUCGAUAUUUCCAAAGAAAACAAGAAACAGGAUUUAAGGGUGAUCCGAGUGAUGAAUUUUCUUUCUCUACUUUCUUCCCUGAAUUCAUGAGACCAGUGAUUGAUCCUAUUGCUUCAAUAUUUGAUCGAAUGCUUUGUGGAAAACCUGAAGGAUCUAAUGAUGGCAGGGGAUAUACAGUGGGCAAUGCUCCAUUGCUUGGUUCUGACCCUAUUGAGGCAACUAGGAGGAGGGAAAGGGGUGCCCGGGCAUUGGAGGAAAGAUUAGCAACAGAGAGGGUGAUUGGUGCAGGAGCAAAGAGUAAGACUGAUGAACCCGAAAGAGAUGCAAGUGAAAAUGUUUAACUGAUUUUUUGAUGUGUAACUAAUUUGUUCUCUUUUAAACCCCUUUGGAUCACAUCAGUUAGCUUUCUUAGGCCGCGGAUCUUGGCUUAUGGUCCUUUUAGCAAGAACAAUGCCAUGCAUGUUUUGCCUUCUUUGACAGUUGCACUUUUGUUGUGAGGUGCAUACAUCUAGAUCUAUAUACCUGAUAUAUUCUUCAAAUUAAAACCUUUAACUGCAUGUGUGUUUAUUAGAAAGACUGAUUGAUAACUA
Molecule: messenger RNA, 1379 nt
Organism: Erigeron canadensis
Lineage: Eukaryota; Viridiplantae; Streptophyta; Magnoliopsida; Asterales; Asteraceae
Product: rhomboid-like protein 19
Exons: 8
Coding region: 201-1130 (309 amino acids)
Biological process (GO): retrograde vesicle-mediated transport, Golgi to endoplasmic reticulum
Cellular component (GO): membrane; Golgi apparatus
Source: RefSeq, a predicted model, not a curated record